Messenger RNA from Gadus morhua (Atlantic cod), 3497 nucleotides. RefSeq names its product carbonic anhydrase-related protein 10. The record is from RefSeq and is a predicted model, not a curated record. Gene Ontology annotation, molecular function: carbonate dehydratase activity; zinc ion binding. Gene Ontology annotation, biological process: one-carbon metabolic process. NCBI's taxonomy places the organism in Eukaryota, Metazoa, Chordata, Actinopteri, Gadiformes, Gadidae.
AUUAAUGUAUGUAUGCAUGUGCGUCUGUGUGUGUGUGUUGAUGUAUGUGUGUAUUUAUACAUUAAUGUAUGUAUGUAUGUAUGUAUUCAUGUGUGUGUCUGUGUGUGUGUGUGUGUGUCUGUGUGGGCAUUUUCUUUGAGCAAGGCACAAAAUUAUUUAUCAUAUUUGAUUUUUUGGAAGAAUUGUGAUUCCCUGCUGUUUCAUUAGCAAUUCAAGUGUCUGUGUGUUUGUGUGUCCGCUUUUCUACCUGCAGUGUGUGUGUGUGUGUGUGUGUGUGUGUGUGUGUGUGUGUGUGUGUGUGUGUGUGUGUGUGUGUGUGUGUGUGUGUGUGUGUGUGUGUGUGUGGAAAAAAGGUGUUUGAUCUGGAUCAGAUUAAAUAAAUUAUAAAUGGGGGAUGAAUUCACAGCAUACACCUUGUCCAAAGAUUUAUACAUCAUUGUCCAAAAGGAGUUUUGCUUGAUUGAAUAAGUAAUGUCUUCUCAAUGUCAUCCAUGCAAUUGUUGUUCAUUCAUGGCAUGUUGUUAAGCCUAUGGACAUGUCUUGAUCCCUUCCCUGUCCUUUACAGAAUUUAUUCAGCUUCUCUUUGAUCCAUUCUCCAGAACUGCGCUGAUUUAAUCUCAAUGUUAACCCAUUUUAGUGCAGUAACCCAAAGCAUCCACUAGACUUCGCACUAUGCACACUUAUGCCUUUGGUCAUGUAUUAGGGCGUAUUCUUUCUUCCCAAAAAAAGACACAUCACGUUAAUGGUUUGAAAAAAGCACCCUGUCAAAAAGUUAACUUUGUCAUCGAUGAAUGUAUGGAUUUAAUAGGAACAAUUAUUUCACCCGACGAAUUACAAUCUAGUCAAUUUUCUGGUAAGCCACCACAGGUAUCCUAUCCAAACCCACACAUUUAAGAGCUAUAUUUCGCAGUAUGUUAUUGCGUUCGGUCGUAACAUAUUCUUGAGUCUUAAAUACAUUUUGUCCAGUAUAACCACAUUAGACGUGUUGCAUAUCAUUGCAAAUCAAAAUAUACCUCUUGCACACGCCACGCUUUUUAAAGUGCGUCGGUAGUGUAUUCCCGCUGCGCGCGUGCACGGGGAGUCGUGAAAUAAGUUGUAGCCUGUCCGCGUCAAGCGAGCACGCGCGCUUACACUCAGCGAGUAGGCUACGCCGAAGACCUACGCGACACCGGAGCGUUUGGCGCUAAAACCAGGCGUACUGGUCGUCCGUUGAGGAAGAAGGAGAAGAAGAGGUGCUGCUUCUGCUUCUGCUGCUGGGGAUAAAUAACAACGCGAUGUCGUCCGAGGGCUCGACGGGGGUCCCUGCCUGGAGUAAAGGGGGCUGCUGAAUUUCUGAAUCGAAAAGGAAGGAAACGUCUCCCGCCAAAAACAACAACCAACCAAGACCAAAUUGAUUGUCUUUUUUCGACUUGAGGGAGGGGGGGAAAGAGAGAAAUGUCCGACCGAAGUUUGCCCGCGUCGUCUUGGACUGUGAAACCAGUUUUUCUCUAGGAGGUUCUGUGCCCCAGACUGGACAUGAUUUAAAUGAAGAAUGCGUGUCGUUUGGAAUAUAGCCCUGAUCUGCCAUGCAUGUUUCAUCUGCACGUCAUCAGCUCAGCCCGGAUCAUCCAAGCUUCAUGAGGGUUGGUGGGCGUACAAGGACGUCGUCCAGGGAAGUUUCGUCCCAGCUGGGGGGCACCAUGUACAACACGGGGAAGCACGUCUCCCUGCGGCCGGACAAGGCCCACCUGGUCAACAUCUCGGGGGGCCCUCUGGGAUACAGCUACCGGCUGGAGGAGGUGCGCCUGCACUUCGGGAGCGAGGACUACCAGGGCUCCGAGCACCUCCUCAACGGACAGGGCUUCCCCGGAGAGGUCCAGCUUAUCCAUUACAACCAGGACCUGUACGCCAACUACAGCGAGGCCGUCCGGAGCCCGCACGGUAUCGCCGUGGUAACCAUCUUCAUCAAGCUGUCGGAGAACCCCAAUAUUUUCCUUAAUCGAAUGCUGAACCGAGACACCAUCACCAGAAUCAACUACAAACAUGAUGCUUUCCUCCUGAUGGGGCUGAACAUGGGGGACCUGUACCCAGACACCACGCGCUACAUCACCUACGAGGGCUCCGUCACCAUCCCGCCCUGCUACGAGACCGCCACCUGGAUCCUCAUCAACAAGCCCAUCUACAUCACGCAGAUGCAGAUGCACUCCCUGCGCCUGCUGAGCCAGCACGAGCCCUACAAGAUCUUCCUGAGCAUGAGCGACAACACGCGGCCCACGCAGCCGCUGCUGCAGCGCUGCAUCCGCACCAACAUCCAGUUCAGCAAGCAGGGCCCCCACUGCCCCAACAACCGGGCCGUGAGGCCCCAGUACAGAGUGAACCAGUGGCUGCUGAAGUAGAGACCGUCUUCAGAGCGUGGUGGAGGAAGAGGAGGAGGAGGAGGAGGAGGGGGGGGGGCAGCUGGAUCCCAUUCCCAUCCAUUCUGUCUUCAUCGUCUCCGAAGCGUCUCCUCCCCGAGCUGGAGGGUCCACCCAGCUCGUGUGAGUGCCCCACUGGGAAGGAUCUCUUCUUAAUAAAAACUGCUCUCAAGCGGACUUCGGCCGCAGUCAAACAGCGGUUGCCGUGGAGACAUCAUGUCCCCAUACAACAUGACAAUCAUGCGGUCAUGGUGUAUCCAAACACACACACACACACACACACACACACACACACACACACACACGCCGGGAUUUUGUUUCAAGGACGACUGUACAAUAUUGACAAUUCACAACAAGUGUGUGAAAUGAAAAUGAACUAAACACAAACAAAAGCAGCUGCAGUGACGUAGGCUCUCAGACUGGGCGGCACCACCUCCCUCUUCUGUCCCAGCGGCGACGUUACGGACCACAACUGUUGACCGGGACGUUGUGCUUUCACGGGAUUAUCCUCGGACGGCCACGCCCUCCCAGGGGUCCACCCGACACGUAACCGACGGUGACGUGUCCGUGGGCUUGAGGCGGUUUGACAGGCCAGCGCGCCGCGGCGUUUCCCCUCAGGCUAACGAAACCAGAGAAGGGAUCGCUAACUCCGUAGUCUCUUUCCGGCAGCUCUGCGGGAAACGGCGGGACGUUUUGGGGGAUGACGUGUUUUCGUGUCGGAGAUGUAUUACGUAUAUAUGUACGAUGAGGAGGACUUGGCGUUGUGGUUACAAUGACCCCCCCCCCUCCCUGCCCUGGACAGAAGCAGAAUAAUGUGUUUUUUUGUUGUGAGCUAUGUGUUUGAGUGCAAACUGAUAUUUGAGUUGUGCGUUUUUGCGCUGGGGUGAAACGAAGACGAGGAGGAUGAGGGUCCGGUAUGGGAGGAUGGAAGGCGUGCGUGUUCCAGAACAGACCUGUGAGUCCUCGCAGUGGUGAGGUGUGUUCACGGAGGCCUCCUGAAGACGUCUCCUCCCACGGUGGGCUUCAGUCGGUGGGAUGUGUAACAUUGAGUCACGACUGUGGGCAGCCAACGAUAAAUAAAGGAAUAGCUGAUAUUGUCACGUG